This is a messenger RNA of Colletotrichum godetiae, 2099 nucleotides long. RefSeq lists its product as uncharacterized. Gene Ontology annotation, molecular function: zinc ion binding; DNA-binding transcription factor activity, RNA polymerase II-specific. The transcript has 3 exons. The coding region runs from base 343 to 1935 and encodes 530 amino acids. Gene Ontology annotation, cellular component: nucleus. Lineage: Eukaryota; Fungi; Ascomycota; Sordariomycetes; Glomerellales; Glomerellaceae. The record is from RefSeq and is a predicted model, not a curated record.
GCAUCGAAGAAAGAGGCUUAUCCCCCCUUCAUCGACGAACGCGAAGCACAGCAUCUCUCCAAUCCCACAUCUCUCCAAAGAAAAGAUUGACCACACACACACACACACACACACACACACACACCGAAACAAGAAACAAACCAAAAAAGCCCAGUCCAGCCCCUCGCUUCCUGUAACAGGCGCGCCAAAUCUUGCCCACACUAGCAGACACUGCUGCACGAUCGAAGCCCACCACCUCAUUGUCAUCGCCUAUUACACUACCUCACUUCUCGCUAGGCCUUUUGCCUUGAUUUAGAGCAAGAUCAUCCGAGACGAAGUAAUCUUUUGUGCAAUCCACACACGAUGCCCAGUCCGGCAUACUUCGCAGAGGGAAGACGAUAUAGCCGCGUCGACCCGACAUACGGUUACCCGGAACGUCAGCAACGACAUCACUCGCAUUCUACUGAAGCGCGGACAUCAAACAUGGCUGAACGAGAGAAUGAAACGGAUACACCUCCCCGCAAGCGCAUUGCCGUCGCUUGUGGCCGCUGCCGGAAGCGCAAGAUUCGCUGCAGCGGAGAUACGGGCAACGGACUUCCAUGUCAGAACUGCAAGGCCGCCGGCGCCGAGUCCUGCAUGUUUUUACGAGUCGCCUCGACAGAAGCUCCCUGGGUAUCUACUGAAGCAUCUUUCUCAUACGACCUCAAGGCCGCGAGGGCAUACCAAGCCCACCUGGGCACCUCCCCCAUGACGUCGUCCCCGCCUCACCACUACACCUCCGACAUUCACGACGGCCUUCCCCGCUACUCGUCAACAUCGACUGGCUACUACGCCGGAAAGUACUACCCCUCUCCCGCAACUAUGCCGAGCUGGUCCGGCACGCCGGGCUACUCAGACGACGCUGUGGACUACGGCCCCGCCGCGGUGACCACCAUGGGAUACCCGUACUCUUACCAGCAGGCCGCAGACACGAGCUACUACUACCGCGUAAACCCCGCCGCAAAGGUUACCGCAGCGGCACCGAGCGCGGGCGACUUAUACGUCAACACGGCGGACGCUGUAGCGGCAGCGGGAUAUGCCUACACCACUAACGCCGGCUCAGUCACGCAGCUUCCCCACCGGCCCGCGACGACAGUGGCAGCGGCAGCGGUGCAGCAGAGCGAGGGCCAGAACUUCUCUUUUACUGGCGUCGCCGCCUCCUUGCCCCCCGCCGGCGACCGUCGACUCCCCGACCCUGCUACGCGUCAGCCCAUCGCUAACGCAAACGUUCUAUCCUACCGUACAGAAGGCGCCGCCGUCCCGUCCUCUACGGAGUCGACAUCGACAAAGUCGUCCGGUAGCCCGACGUCUCAGACCUCCCCCAUCUCAGACGUGACGAGCUACGGUACUUCGGGCCCCGGCAGCUCAGGAAGCUUCGAGACGUCGCCCGUGUCGGCGUACCCGCCUCCAUCGCACACUCUCCCCUCCAUGACGCAGCAGCAGCGUAUUUCCAACGCUGAGUUGGCGGGAUACCCACCGUGCACGACCAACAACAGCAGCGAGGCCAUCUUCAGCGCUCCGGAAACGAGUCUCCGAUCCGCGUCUGAUUCCGAUUUGAGCUACAAGUACACCGACGCCUCCACUGUGCCGUCAGGGGCAAGCAGAGACGGCAGCGGCCGUCGACGAAGCGGCGAGACCUCGAGUCCCACGUCCUCCUCGUCCUCAACUACCCCUGUCGCUGGUGGAGGCUCGCUUUCCAAUGGGCAGCAGUACACCGUCACCACACCGUCUCCGGGCAUGUACCCUGCCAUGAGUCAUCACGGAAGGCAUCAUAUCAACCAGUACAUGCUUUCCGAGGAGGUCGCGGCCGAGCAUCAUCAGCACCAGCAUCACGGCCAUCACCCUGGCCACGGCCACCACCACAGCAGUCGCCACCACUCGGGUCGCAGGUUUGCGGGUGGCUUGUCCGCCUCCUAGGUGGUAUCAUCUGCUCCGGCCGGCCGGCUAGAGUGCUUGAUACCUACCUCACUAUUGGUGGUGCCAGCAAAUGGAUCGGGGGCCCCCUUUUCACGAUGGCACUUACCACUUGUUACAACAUUUUUCGCUUGCUUUAUUUUAUUCAUCCACUCCUUUCUUUGCAU